AAGGCAGUGCACAGAUUAUUUAAAGAUUCCUGAGAAUUUGAUGCCGCUCUGUGCGCCCGAGCAUUUACAACUCGUAGAGUGCGGAACUGUGAUCAGUUGUGAUUGGGCUGAAGCCGAUCGCGAUAAAGUUCGACCGAUGGCGAAUUCGAGUGAUUUCUCGUGCUGCUAUCGAGCAGUCGUGAAAGAGAAAGGAGACUGCGUCGAACAACUAGUGACAGAAUCAGAGCCCGUACAGAUGAAUAAGGCCCUGUACAUUGUCAUGCUACGAAUUUCUGCUCCCAAACAUUGGAAAGUUAGUCAGUCCGAUGAGAAGAACUGUCAUCAAGCUCUCGUAAUGCAUCCGCUCGUAGAUAUGCGACAUUUCGACAACACCGUGUGUAGUGGACAUCUUAGGGCGGACGAGUUGUCCACUGUCCGUGUGCCAAUGCUCAAUAUUUUGGGUGCGUUCAUUCUCAUCCAGUAUGUACGUUCCUUUGUUUACCAGGUUUCCAUUGGAAGCACAUUGCCUUUCGCGGGUUACUUUGUGAGCUCACUAGGACCACUAGCGGUUGGAGGUUCUUUGAACAACAAACCGGUGCUUGCUCAGCAAUUACACACUACAUAA
This is a messenger RNA of Angiostrongylus costaricensis, 604 nucleotides long. NCBI's taxonomy places the organism in Eukaryota, Metazoa, Nematoda, Chromadorea, Rhabditida, Metastrongylidae. The record is from the annotation of a GenBank genome assembly.